Messenger RNA from Lottia gigantea (owl limpet), 402 nucleotides. RefSeq lists its product as hypothetical. Lineage: Eukaryota; Metazoa; Mollusca; Gastropoda; Lottiidae. The record is from RefSeq and is a predicted model, not a curated record. The coding region runs from base 1 to 333 and encodes 110 amino acids. The transcript is spliced from 3 exons.
AUGUGGGAUAUCAACACUGUUAAUAUAUUUUUUUCAUCAGCUAUACCUGAAACCAAAAUGAACAAGAUCUUUGCCGUCGUUCAUUGUUUGGCCUUUGCCUCCAUGGCCUUGGCUGGUAACCCCUUGAUGAUGGGUGGUUUAGGCAUGAUGAACCCCUACAUGAUGGGCAUGAUGAACCCCUAUAUGAUGGGUAUGAUGAACCCCUACAUGAUGGGUAUGGGAGGUUUAGGUAUGAUGGGAAUGAUGAACCCCUACAUGAUGGGAUAUGGUGGACUCGGUAUGCUCGGUGGUUACGGUAUGAUGGGAGGUCUUGGUAUGAUGGGUAAAAAAUAAGGUUCCAGGCAUCAGUAUAAUAAGUAAUUGAAAAUUGAAAAUAAAUAUUUUUUUACAAAAUAAAACGAA